This is a messenger RNA of Lutra lutra (Eurasian river otter), 918 nucleotides long. RefSeq names its product olfactory receptor 8S1-like. NCBI's taxonomy places the organism in Eukaryota, Metazoa, Chordata, Mammalia, Carnivora, Mustelidae. The transcript has a single exon. Gene Ontology annotation, biological process: G protein-coupled receptor signaling pathway. The record is from RefSeq and is a predicted model, not a curated record. Gene Ontology annotation, molecular function: G protein-coupled receptor activity; olfactory receptor activity. Gene Ontology annotation, cellular component: membrane. The coding region runs from base 1 to 918 and encodes 305 amino acids.
AUGAGAAACCACAGUGUUGUUUCUGAGUUCAUCCUCCUUGGGCUGUCUGCUGACUCCCAGAUCCAGGCUCUGCUCUUUGUGCUGUUCCUUGUUGUUUACCUCCUGACUCUGAUGGGGAACCUGCUGCUGCUGCUGGUGAUCAAGGCUGAUUCUCACCUCCACGCCCCCAUGUACUUCUUCCUGGGACAGUUGUCCUUCCUGGAUCUCUGCCACUCCUCUGUCAGUGUGCCCAAGCUGUUGGAGAACCUUCUGUCUGAGAAGAAAACCAUCUCAGUAAAGGGCUGCCUGGCUCAGGUCUUCUUUGUGUUUGCCACUGGAGGCACUGAAUCCUGCCUGCUUACUGUCAUGGCCUAUGACCGCUAUGUUGCCAUCAGCUCCCCUCUGCUGUACAGCCAGAUGAUGAACAGACAGCUGUGUAUAGGGCUGGUGUGGGGCUCAUGGAGCUUGGCUUUUCUGGAUGCUCUUAUCAAUAUCCUUGUAGCUCUCAAUUUAGACUUCUGUGAGGCUCAAAAUAUACACCACUUCAGCUGUGAGCUGCCGUCUCUCUACCCUUUAUCUUGCUCUGACGUGUCUGCAAGUUUUACUGCCCUGCUCUGCUCCAGCCUCCUGCAUUUCUUUGGAAACUUCCUCUUGAUAUUUUUCUCCUAUGUUCGCAUUUUAUCCACCAUCCUGAGCAUUAGCUCUGCUACAGGCAGAAGCAAGGCCUUCUCCACCUGCUCCUCCCACCUCACUGCAGUGAUCUUCUUUUAUGGCUCAGGGUUACUACGCUAUCUCAUGCCAAACUCAGGAUCCACUCAAGAGUUAAUCUUCUCCUUGCAGUAUAGCGUGGUCACUCCUAUGCUGAAUCCUCUCAUCUACAGCCUGAAGAACAGAGAGGUGAAGGCAGCUGUGAGAAGAAUCUUAAGAAAAUGUGUCUAG